This is a messenger RNA of Anarrhichthys ocellatus (wolf-eel), 2461 nucleotides long. RefSeq names its product abhydrolase domain containing 17A, depalmitoylase b (gene abhd17ab). Gene Ontology annotation, molecular function: palmitoyl-(protein) hydrolase activity. Gene Ontology annotation, cellular component: endosome membrane; plasma membrane. Gene Ontology annotation, biological process: protein depalmitoylation; regulation of postsynapse organization. The transcript has 5 exons. Lineage: Eukaryota; Metazoa; Chordata; Actinopteri; Perciformes; Anarhichadidae. The record is from RefSeq and is a predicted model, not a curated record. Bases 765 to 1772 code for a protein of 335 amino acids.
UGCGGUGAAACGGCGGAGAAGAAGGAAAACACCGCACGUACAUGGAUUAAUUUAAAUGACAAGACGCCAUCCAUAAAUUCAGAGGAGACUCCAGCACCGUCCAGAAUGGAUUCACGGUGAAACGCGCACACGUCGGAACCUGUGUAUUAACGGCGUUUUUGCUCCGGAUGUCCACGAUUGAGCGUCGUUUUUUAAUCGAGUAGCCGUGUUUAUGUCUUCUUGCUAGCUUAAGCCGUCGUAGCGUUAGCUGGUAGGCGCAGACGAGCAGCUUCUUUCUCCGGUACUAUAAGACCUGUCGUUAUUCUUGAUACAUCACACAUUCACGUGAGGGAAUUGGGGCUGUAUUGUAAUUGUAAAAACGCUUAUAAGUUGUUUUUAUCACUUUGUAGAUCACGUUGUAAACGCUAGUUCCUCACCGUCAAAGACCAGUCAGAAGUUGUCGUUUUUCCUAAAAAUAUACAGGGCACGUUUGGGAAACAGAACAUUGUAUCUGAAGUGACUCGUCGACAUCUCAACAAAGUGGACAAAAUGGAUGUGAUCUGGACUUCAGUCACCACUCAGACAACACAGCAGAUACUUUGUAAAUAACACUUCCUGUCUGCCGUUCGGCUCCACUACUUUUUGCCUCCUUCUGCUGACUGGGCACUUUACAGGCAGUAUCCAGCGUUUGAAGUUGACUGAAGUCUUCCUUUGUUUUUAACUUUUGUUUCAACACAACUUUUUUACUUUAGCUUAGACUAAGCGCCUCAGCUCAACAGUGAAGGAUGAAUGGCCUCUCUCUCAGCGAGCUCUGCUGCCUUUUCUGCUGCCCGCCAUGUCCCGGUCGCAUCGCGGCCAAACUCGCCUUCCUGCCCCCCGAGCCCACGUACGCCUUCCUCCCAGACCCAGACCCAGAAGCUGGCCCUGCAGCAACAGGAGCAACAACACCAGCACCAGCAGCAGCAGCACCAGGGGCCACGGGGACGUCCAGCCUGCGGGCGCGGAACGGUGCAUCAGUGGCUGGGAGCGGAGGGGCCGCGUCUGUGGAGGGCAGAUGGAAGCUCCACCUGACGGAGCGGGCGGAGUUCCAGUACUCGCAGAGAGAGCUGGACACGACGGAGGUGUUCCUCACGCGAUCCAGCCGAGGCAACAGAGUCGGCUGCAUGUACCUUCGCUGUGUUCCCAACGCCAGAUUCACAGUGCUCUUCUCCCACGGUAACGCGGUCGACCUGGGCCAGAUGAGCAGUUUCUACAUCGGCCUCGGCACUCGCAUCAACUGCAACAUCUUCUCCUACGACUACUCGGGCUACGGCGCCAGCACUGGCAAGCCCUCCGAGAAGAACCUCUACGCAGACAUCGAUGCAGCCUGGCACGCCCUGCGCACGCGGUAUGGCAUCAGCCCGGAGAACAUCAUCCUGUAUGGACAGAGCAUCGGUACAGUACCCACCGUGGACCUGGCGUCGCGGUACGAGUGCGCUGCCGUGGUGCUUCACUCACCGCUGACGUCUGGCAUGAGAGUGGCCUUUCCUGACACGAAGAAAACGUAUUGCUUUGACGCGUUCCCCAACAUUGAGAAAGUGUCCAAAAUUGUGUCCCCGGUGCUCAUCAUCCACGGGACGGAGGACGAGGUCAUCGACUUCUCCCACGGCCUGGCUCUGUUCGAGCGCUGCCCCAAAGCUGUGGAGCCUCUCUGGGUGGAGGGGGCUGGGCACAACGACAUUGAACUGUACAGCCAGUAUCUGGAGCGCCUGCGCCGCUUCAUAGGACAGGAGUUGGCGGUGCAGCAUGCCUGACCGCCACCGCCCGGAUCCUCAUCAUCAUCAUCAUCGUCAUCUUUACCAUUUUGUACAAGAGUCAUCUAAACCGUCCCGUACCGCGGCUGUAACGCUUCACGUACUGUAGAGCUUUGUUUCCGGGGCACUGCGCGCCGUUAAUGGGCCGUGGAAAGAAGUGCGUUCGUAAACAGAAGUGUGUGAGUGUGGAAGACCUCGUCACAAACUGCAUUUCGACAGUUUUUAUUUUUAUUUUUUGCAGUUACUUUAGUACUACAUCUAUUCCUAUACGGUGCAAUAAUAUGGACAGGAAGGGGAAAAAAGCCUUUAAAUGAUUAAAAGGAGAUUUAACACAACAUCAAACUGAUCAGUAAAUGACAUUGUGGUCCGCAUGGAAAAUCAGUUUUUCCAGCCUACUCAUAGUUUGUGGGAUUUUUUACUGUUAACCCAAGUUAAAUGGAUAAUGUGGAAACGUUGGAAACACUUAAAAAACACCCUAAAAAAGCUUUAUUUUAUUUUGUCGUUUUCUUAACACCUGUUUGAACUGCAAACAGGUUUGUAACUAAGUUUUCUACAGUUUCUAUUAGUGACCCCUAUACAAGUUAAUGUAAUCCAAUUUAAAGCCUGACAAUAAAUCCUGUUUCGAAGGGUUGAUCUCACUAUAUUGUCAUUUUGUAGUUAUUAGCUGUGUGGCGUUGGACUGCAUUAUA